AUGUUCCAAGAUUUGCGUGGAUCAGCGUUGGUUUGGGCCAUCACUCUCUCUUCGGGUUCCUGCUAUGUUCUCUUUGGCUAUGAUCAAGGGGUCUUAGGAGGACUCGUUGCUCAGCCAUCCUUCCUCGAUGCUAUCGGCAACCCCAGCGCCAGUUAUCUCGGGACAAUUGUUGCAUUGUACAACAUCGGCUGCCUUGCUGGCUGUAUGGUUGCUGCGGUGUGGGGCAAUGUGUUCGGGAGACGGAAAACAGUUCUCAUUGGAUGUUCCAUCAUGGUAGUCGGUGCCAUUAUACAAACGGCUACCUAUGGCGCUGGUCAGCUCAUUGCUGGAAGACUUAUCUCCGGCCUGGGAAACGGAAUGAAUACGUCCACAAUACCUGUCUACGUCUCUGAGACGGCCCGGAGUCACCGACGAGGACAGAUGGUGGCCGUGCAGCUCUCGAUCGUGAUUGCUGGCAUUGUGCUCGCUUACUGGAUUGACUACGCGACAAUCCGCACACUCACGGGAGAGGUUGUGUGGCGCUUUCCCAUUGCAUUUCAAAAUGUCUUUGCUUUGAUCACCAUGGCGACCAUGCCGUUCCUCCCUGAAACUCCCCGAUGGUUGUACUCUCACGGUCGAAAAACAGAUGCGGUUACAGUACUGGCAAGGCUCAUGGAUACCACCGAGGACGAUGAGCAGGUUCAGUUCAUCAAGAACGAAAUGGAGGAGGCUCUGGAGCUUGAGAAACAACAACCGAGCUUCAGUAUGAAGCAACUGGGCGAGAAGAGCGAUCUCAAGCCACUACGGCGGCUGGUCCUGUGCUUCAUGGUGCAGUUCUUCCAACAGUUCACGGGCAUUAAUAUCAUCGUCUUCUACGUCACAAUUGUCCUGGAGCAAAACAUGGGGCUAUCCAGCGAAACCAGCAGCCUCGUCGCUGGUUUCAUCCAGAUUGCCUUUUGGGUUGGAACUCUACCUCCGAUUUAUUACCUGGACAAGUAUGGUCGCCGGCCCACCCUCUUGAUUGGCUCCGUUAUCCUGCUUAUCUCGCUUGUACUGUUCACGGCCGGCAUCGCAGUCAACACCGACUCCUCCAACAACCUGGCGUUGGCGAUGCUCAUCCUCUUUCAGAUAACCUUCGGCAUGUCUUGGAAUGCUACGCCCUGGAUAUAUGCGCCUGAAAUCACCCCACUCCAGCUCCGUCACGUAGGUUCAGCUGUGGGACCCUUUUCUGAGUGGCUCUGCACAUUUAUAAUUGUGCAAAUGACACCGACAGCAGUCGAGCACACCGGCUGGAAGAUAUAUCUUUUGUUCGUUAUCCUGACUGCUCUGAGCAUUCCUUUUGUCUACUUCUUCCUACCGGAGACCACCAAGAUGACGCUGGAAGAGAUUGACUAUAUUUUCGUCAAGGACGAAGCUCGAGAACGCCUCCAUGACAGAGUUCAAGAGAUGGGAAGACGAAACUCGCGUCCCGGGAAGUCAGAGAAGAAUGCAGGAGUUACAGACAACUGA
This is a messenger RNA of Cladophialophora yegresii CBS 114405, 1488 nucleotides long. RefSeq lists its product as uncharacterized. Gene Ontology annotation, molecular function: carbohydrate:proton symporter activity. Gene Ontology annotation, biological process: transmembrane transport; carbohydrate transport. Lineage: Eukaryota; Fungi; Ascomycota; Eurotiomycetes; Chaetothyriales; Herpotrichiellaceae. Bases 1 to 1488 code for a protein of 495 amino acids. Gene Ontology annotation, cellular component: membrane. The record is from RefSeq and is a predicted model, not a curated record. The transcript has 5 exons.